UUGAAGGCAUUACCUGAGACCUCUGAAGUGACACUUUCAAAUGUGAAGAACUCAGAAGUCGUCCAGAUGAGAAUAAAGAGUCCAAAUGCUCCACAUGAGCGACUGAGCCAGUCCAAGUCGAUGGUCAUCAUUGAUCCCGGAGAAAUUAACAAGCAGAUUUCUCGUCAUCGAAGGAAUCAUUCUCAACACUACGUGACUGAGAACAGAAUUUCUAAAGAUAUCCUAGUAAGCCAAAAUAAAGAAGGUGUCUUAAAUAAAACCAAGAUAGCGGAAAAAGGCAAGAAAUUAAGAAAAAAUUGGGUCCCGUCCUAUGUUGUUCUUUCUGAGCAGAAACUUGAAUUCUACAAGGAUGCCAAAGACCUGACCACGAGCUGGAAAUCAGGCAAGUUGGAAUGUAUAGACCUUUGGGGAGCAAUUAUUGAGUGGUCAAGUGAGAAAUCCAGCCGUAAGAAUGUGUUUCAGAUCACAACACUGUCAGGAAGUGAAAUCCUUCUGCAGUCGGAUGUAGACAUCACCAUAAAAGAAUGGUUCCACGCCAUCCAAAAUGCAAUUGACAGUUUGGAAACAAGGCGGCCACAACCACUGCUGGGACUAAGCAUUCGUAAAUCCGCAAGUUCAGAACUGUUACACCCAGGACCAGGGAUUAGAGAAAAGAAGAGUGAGCAAAGGAAAUCACUGGCUUUAAAAUUAAACUACAGUGCUUCGGACACAUCUGAAAAAAACCGUGUUAAAACCAGACUGAAGAAGUUUAUUACCCGACGGCCAUCACUGAAGACCUUACAGGACAAAGGAAUCAUUAAAGAUCAAGUGUUUGGAUGUCACCUGGCAACGCUCUGCCAACGCGAGAACUCCACUGUUCCUAACUUUGUGCUAAUGUGUAUAGAAGCCUUGGAGACGAGAGGUUUAGACGCAGACGGUCUAUACAGGGUCAGCGGGAACCUGUCCACCAUACAGAAGCUGAGAUUCGCGGUGAAUCAGGAAGAGAAGCUGAAUUUGGACGACAGCCAGUGGGAGGACAUACACGUUGUCACAGGAGCACUCAAGAUGUUUUUCCGAGAGCUGUCGGAGCCCCUGUUCCCACGUAGCUUCUUUGAGCAGUUUGUAGAAGCAAUAAGAAUCCAGGACAGCGAUCUACAAGUGAAAACCAUGCGGAAUCUGGUGAAGCAGCUGCCUUCCCCUAACCGAGACACCAUGAAAACUCUCUUUGAACACCUUCGAAAGAUUGUUAUCAACGCAUCUACAAACCUUAUGUCCACGCAGAGUUUGGGAAUUGUGUUUGGGCCAACUCUUCUGAGACCAGAAAGUGAUACAGGAAGCAUGGCCGUCUGCAUGGUGUAUCAAAACCAAAUUGUAGAACUUCUGAUAACAAAAUUUGAAGACAUUUUCUGCUAAGUUUUGCACUUAAAGCUCAAAUCUGGUCAUAGAAAAAAAAAAAAAAAAAUAUAUAUAUAUAUAUAUAUAUAUAUAUAUAUAUAUACACACGCACACACAUUCCCUUUAAAUUCCUCCCACCUCCAGCUAAUCUCUAGUUGUGUUUUGCAGAAGUUCAGAUUUCCUGAAACUAUGGUCACUUGACAGCCGGGAUCCUAAUGGUCCUAAUGGAGUCCUCAGAAGGUCUUCUAGUCCUAGAGUGACACUAAAUACUUUUUAAUUUACAUUUAUUAUCUCUUCCAUUUCUGUAUAUGGAUGAUGACACUGUAUCUAUUUUAAUAAAAAAAAACAUCUAAGUACCUUUUACCUAAUCGACAUAUAGUUGUCACAUGACCCAGAUCUUUCCCAGCCUGUCUGCAGGUAAACAUAGGCAGAAUGAGCUUCUAGUACUCUCCUGCUGGUCACAUGUUCAAAAAAUAAAUAAAAAAAACAGCCUUUGGGAUACAGAGUAAAAAUAAAU
This is a messenger RNA of Rana temporaria (common frog), 1891 nucleotides long. It is a transcript of the gene ARHGAP15, whose product is annotated as Rho GTPase activating protein 15. The transcript is spliced from 13 exons. Gene Ontology annotation, biological process: signal transduction; regulation of GTPase activity. Gene Ontology annotation, molecular function: protein binding; phospholipid binding. Lineage: Eukaryota; Metazoa; Chordata; Amphibia; Anura; Ranidae. The record is from RefSeq and is a predicted model, not a curated record. Bases 67 to 1392 code for a protein of 441 amino acids. Gene Ontology annotation, cellular component: cytoplasm.